Sugiyamaella lignohabitans is the source of this 747-nucleotide messenger RNA. RefSeq lists its product as uncharacterized. Lineage: Eukaryota; Fungi; Ascomycota; Dipodascomycetes; Dipodascales; Trichomonascaceae. The record is from RefSeq and is a predicted model, not a curated record. Gene Ontology annotation, molecular function: RNA binding. Bases 1 to 747 code for a protein of 248 amino acids. Gene Ontology annotation, cellular component: ASAP complex; cytoplasm; nucleoplasm. Gene Ontology annotation, biological process: mRNA splicing, via spliceosome. The transcript has a single exon.
AUGUCAUAUGAAGAGGAAAGAUACAGAGAUUCUCGAGGAAGAUCUCCAAGUAGAGAGAAUAUUAGAGAAAGAGCUGACGCAUCCCCACCAAGAGGACGUGAUUACUCUCGGUCACGAUCUAGAGAUCGAUCAAUAUCUCCUCGACCUUCUAGAUACAAUGACAGGAGAUCGCGAUCAAGGUCUCGUUCUCGCUCUAGAUCGCCCCGACCUGGUCCACCAAGAAGACCCGCUAAUAACCGGGGACGCGCAUCUGCCUCAUAUUCGCACUCUGACCGAAGAAAUGGACAUCGUGGAAAUGCUGGCAGUGACCUGCCCGACGACAGAUCUAUCAGCAAGAUUUUGGUAGAUAAUAUUAGCUUUGCCGUGGAUAUAAGCCACCUACGGGAAAUAUUCGGUGAAUAUGGGCCAAUUGACACAGUUGAACUGAAGCCAUCUCGACACUAUCCAGCUGCGGACAAGAUUUCAGCUGCUUUUAUCCAAUACAGAUAUCCGGAAGAUGCUCAUGAUGCAUUAUAUCAUUUGGACGGAGGAAUGAUUGACGAUAGAACUAUUGCUGUUAAGCUAGUUCGUGCCCCUCCCAGACGCUACAGAGGUAGUGGUGGACCCGCAGGACGAGGAGGCUAUAGCGGUGCACCACGAAGCGGUGGUCAUAGUUCGAGUUCUUAUAGUAGGGGUAGACCACGUAGUCGGAGUCCCAGCAGAGAAAGGUACCGCCGUCGUAGCAGAAGUAGAAGUUACAGCCGCUAA